Messenger RNA from Peromyscus eremicus (cactus mouse), 5401 nucleotides. It is a transcript of the gene Mtus2, whose product is annotated as microtubule associated scaffold protein 2. The record is from RefSeq and is a predicted model, not a curated record. Gene Ontology annotation, cellular component: cytoplasm; nucleus. Lineage: Eukaryota; Metazoa; Chordata; Mammalia; Rodentia; Cricetidae. Gene Ontology annotation, molecular function: microtubule binding. The coding region runs from base 214 to 4260 and encodes 1348 amino acids. The transcript has 14 exons.
GAGUAACUGAUUUUCACUGAGCAGCAAUGGAGCAUAAUGAGUUGUUUUGCUGUGCGUCAAGACAAUGGUUGGUUCUGAGAUUUGUCUGAAGAGGUUCAGAGUAGUGUCUAGAUGUGACAUUGUCAGAGAAGGACAGGCAACGUGACGGCUGCCUGUUGCCCCGCAGCUUGAAGGGGGACUGCAUGGCCAGCAGCCCUCACUGAAGAGGAGACCAUGAGCGUCCCACUGGCUCCAAAGAAAUCCUGUUUCAGUCAGCUGCGAGAUCACCAAGAGCGGGCAAAGAACAAUAAUGAGAGCAUUCUAAGCAUGGGAGAUACAAAUGCUAAUCAAAUCAUGUUGGAGGUCAGCUCCUCACACGAUGAGUCUGGGACACGCGAUCUGGAGGAUGAAAUUGGAAAUGCAAAUUUAAGCAGGCCACAGUACCACAGCCACUCCCAGAAGGAGCCCACUCAACUUCAGGGCUUUGGGAAAGGGUUUCAGGCUGGCUCCACCAGUCAGAGGGAUUUUCAUCCUUCCCUGGCUGUUCAUAGACAAUUGAGUGAAGAGCACACAGUGAAAAGAGGUAUCCUUCAGACCCCACAGGGCGUCCAGGGACCAAGUCUAUCCAGCUGGAGAAGUGCAGUGGGUCAAGCCAGUCCAGAGGUUUUGGCUAAAAGGGAUGCUGAAAUUCCCCGGCACAUUCCCAAAGACAAAUUGGCAAAGACCCUUGACAAUGAAGAGUUGAAAAGAGCAAGCAGCUCGGCAGCUGCAGCUGGCAGCCUCACUCGGGAGAAUCUGCAGCCUGUGCAGCUGGACACCUCAGAGCCACAGGGCCAUGUGCCUGGGCGUGGGGAGGGGCCACAGGGGACAUCAGCUGGUCACUCUCCAGGGACAGUUUUUUCUCUAGGUGAGGGUACCUCAGAGGGGAAGUGUGUGCAUCCUCCUGAACCAUCUACCUCAGAAGCCAGGAGGUCCAUCCCAUCAGACACCAAGAUGGAGGGGACUCAUGGCUUGGACGUUUACAACAAGUGCAUCGCUCACCCAGAAUCGACUCCCACUUCAGCACUGAAGGAAACACCCAGCCUCCGUCAUCCAGAAGUGUAUGUAGGUCAAGGAAGAGGGGAGCCCAAAGCAGAGCUCAAAUACAUCCAACCCAGGAAUGAGCAGGGACUAAAGUCAGCCCAGGCACAGGGUCUGGGAUGUCAUGAGAAAAAAAGUAUGUCACCUGUAGAGCAGAAGGAGCUGCGUGAGAAGGCACAUCAAGAAACCAUGAGUCAACUCAACAGUGGCCAUCACCAACUUGGAGUGGGAGAAGGGAGCAGCCUGGAAGAAGUGAUGGGGGUCAGUGCUGGUGUGGAGGGGUUUCAGCAAGCCACCCCUGUGCCAAGCACUGCUCCUGGAGAGGGCGGUACUAGACUCACUGGCAAAACGUCACCUGGCGUAGGUAGGACAAUGAAGGAAACUGUAUCCAGUGACUUUGCACCAGGCGAUGCCCGUGUAGCAUCUCUUCUCCGUGAUGUGACUGAGAGCACAUCCUCCGAGGUCAGGAGGGAGGGGAUGAGACAGAGUGGCGGGAAUGUGGACAGUGCCAAGGCAUUGGCCUCAGGUCCUUCUGUGGAAGGGAGCAGAGCUGAGGCCUCUGAGCUCUUGGGCCCUCACCCUGACAACUCAGAAGCCAGAAGAAGCAGAGAGGCAGUGACCCCUGUAGCUGAAAAUGGGAACCUUCAAGAAAACCCAGCCCAAAGUGAAGUCACUCCCCCGGGAGGAGAUUCAGCUUUCAGUACCCCAGCUCUCUUGCACCCAGAGACAGCUGUGAACUCCACUCACCAGCCCGCUCCUCCAGGUAGUAGUGCUCAGUUCAGUGUGGACACGAGGUCACCCUCGGUGGCCUUGCCCCCCACUGAUGGCGGGCAGGUCUUGAACACACCCCUGAAAGCGCCUGACAAGAGCGCCUGUCCCAGUGGGGUCCCCAAGCCGCUCACACGUCCCAAGGACACACCUUCCUCCCAGGAAGCGACAGAGAAGCUGGAGACGGAUAAAGCGGAAGAAAGGACAGAGACAAAACCAGUUCUCAUGCCAAAGCCCAAGCAUGUGAGGCCCAAGAUCAUCACAUACAUCCGUAGGAACCCCCAGGCACUGGCUCAGGGGGAUGCCUCGCUGGUCCCUGUGGGCCUUCCAUAUGCCCCUCCUUCAUGUGGCAUGCCUCUUCCGCAAGAGGAGAAGACAGCAAACCGUGACCUUCAGCCAUCUGCCAAUGUGUAUGAGAAAUUCAAGCCGGACUUGCAGAAGUCAAGGGUCUUCCCCUCUGGGCUGAUGGUGUCUGGGAUCAAGCCCCCAGGGCAUCAUUUCAGUCAGAUGAGUGAAAAGUUUCUGCAGGAGGUCGCAGACCACCCUGGGAAAGAAGAAUUUUGCUCUCCUCCCUACACUCAUUAUGAAGUCCCUCCCACCUUCUAUCGCUCGGCCAUGCUCCUUAAACCCCAGCUGGGGUUGGGUGCAAUGUCCCGUCUCCCGUCUACCAAGAGCAGGAUUCUGAUCGCCAGUCAGAGGUCUUCAGCAAGCGCCAUCCAUCCACCAGGACCAAUAACAACAGCCGCCAGUUUCUACGGUUCUGACCCUUCAGAUCUUAAGAAAGCCUCCAAUUCAAAUGCUGCAAAAUCCAGUCUACCAAAAUCUGGGCUUCGUCCUCCUGGUUACUCUCGUCUUCCAGCAGCCAAGCUGGCGGCCUUCGGCUUUGUGAGGAGUUCCAGUGUCUCUGCAGUGCCCAGUACUCAAUCCCUGGACAGUGUGCAGCCGGAGCAGAGCCGGCCGGUCACCCGUUCGACCUUUGGGAAUGAAGAGCAGCCACCUGUGAAGCCAGCUCCGCCUUCUAAGGACAUACCCAAGGGAGCUGGCCGGGCAGCCCCGGCACCUUCCUCCAAUGCGACACCACCACGCAGGAGUUUACUUCCAGCACCAAAGUCCACUUCCACACCUGCUGGAACGAAGAAAGAAUCGCAGAAAGACCCAGACGCUAACAAACCUGCCGUCUCGUCUCCCAAGAGAGCAGCGUCUUCUUCCACCAAGCUUCACUCACCAGGGUACCCGAAGCAGAGGACCACUGCUCCUCGGAAUGGGUUCGCACCCAAGCCUGACCUGCAGGCCCGAGAGGCGGAGCGGCAGCUGGCCCAGCGACUGAGGGACAGGUGUGAGUGGCAGGCCAGGCAGCUGGGCCUGGCUCGAGGGGAGCUGAAGAGGGCCAUCCGUGGCUUCGACGCCCUGGCCGUGUCCACCCAGCACUUCUUUGGAAAGAGUGAAAGUGCCCUUGCGAAAGAAAAAGAGCUGUCGAUCGAACUUGCAAACAUCAGGGAUGAAGUUGCCUUCAACACCGCCAAGUGUGAGAAGCUGCAGAAGGAGAAGGAGGCGCUGGAAAGGCGGUUUGAGGAGGAGCUGAGGAGGCUGGGCUGGCAGCAGCAGGCCGAGGUGCAGGAGCUGCAGGAGCGGCUGCAACAGCAGUUCGAGGCCGAGAGCGCGCGCCUGCAGGCGGAGCACCAGGACCAGCUGCUGCGCAUGCGCUGCCAGCACCAGGAGCAGGUGGAAGACAUCACUGCCAGCCACGAGGCUGCUCUGCUGGAGAUGGAAAAUAACCACACAGUUGCCAUCACAAUCCUGCAGGAUGACCACGACCACAAAGUUCAAGAACUGAUGUCUACCCAUGAAUUCGAGAAGAAGGAAUUGGAGGAAAACUUUGAAAAGCUGCGGCUGUCCUUACAGGACCAGGUGGACACGCUGACUUUUCAGAGCCAGUCUCUGCGGGACAGAGCCCAGCGCUUUGAGGAAGCUCUGAGGAAAACCACGGAGGAGCAGCUGGAGAUUGCAUUGGCUCCAUAUCAGCACCUGGAAGAAGAUAUGCAGAGCCUGAAGCAGGUGUUGGAGAUGAAGAACCAGCAAAUCCACCUGCAGGAGAAGAAGAUCAUAGAGCUGGAAAAGCUGGUGGAGAAGAACAUCAUCCUGGAAGAAAAGAUACAAGUUCUCCAGCAGCAGAACGAGGACCUCAAAGCAAGGAUUGACCAGAACACGGUUGUCACCAGACAACUGUCGGAGGAAAAUGCUAACCUCCAGGAAUACGUGGAGAAGGAGACCCAGGAAAAGAAGAGACUGAGCCGAACCAAUGAAGAACUACUUUGGAAGCUCCAAACUGGGGAUCCAACCAGCCCGAUUAAAUUGUCUCCAACAUCCCCGGUGUACAGAGGCUCUUCCUCUGGACCCUCCUCUCCAGCCAGAGUCAGCACCACACCUAGAUGACAUCGCUUCGCCACCCGCAGGAGCUCAGGCUUCUGUCCAUCGGACGGAGUGCUGGCCAGGUGCUGGUGGCCGUCCUGUGCGCAUGCCCGGUAGCUGCAUCCGCAUCUUAGGCAGCGUCCUCUCUGACCCCUGUGUGAGACCGUCCUGGUGUUGGCACGUAGAAAGGUGUGAGCAGCAGAGUCCGGUGUCUAAAAACGUUUUAGUGUAGUUAGAGGCAAGAGAGAAACUAGUUACAGGCAAGAGAGAAACCGCUCCAAUUGUUCUUGAGAGAUGAACUUUCACAGCAGAAGUUAGGUCCGUUACACACAGCUCCGUUUGGAAUACACAAAACCCUCCCGUACUACUGCGUGGGUAUAUUCAGACAUGUGGGGAUACACAUGUGGCGAUUCUGAAUUGCGUUUUUUUAUAACAUAAUGCGCUGACAUAUUUUAGUGACGGUCAGCAGUUUUCUAAGUUGUGCCUAAGAAUUAUUGGGAAAUGAAAAUGCAUUUCUACCUAGUUUCCUGGAAAUAUUUCUACCCAAAAUAGAGAAAGAAAAAAAAAACAGAAAAACAAAAGAUAGAAGCAUGUCUCUCUGCCACUGAGUGGUACCCUGCUUAACACAAACACCAGCGAUGUGUAGAUGGUAACUGCCUUUGGAGCAAGUAGCUUCUUAGUCCACAUUAGGUGGGGUCCCUGCUACCCCACUGCAGGAUUUAAUUAUGAAUCCUCCCAUGCUGAAAGGAUGAAAUGUAGCGGGGGAAACACUGAGGGGUCCAGUGUUUUGGCCAGUGUUUUUCCCCUUAGUGAUUCAUUAUAGUUUUGACAACACCAGUUUAGCUCUUUUCCCCUCUAAAUAGCGUCUUGGAGUCCAUCAUCAUCAUGCUAUUAUUGCAUCCUCAGGAAGACAUGGAGGAGUGUGACCUUUGUAGUGAGGGUGAGCAUGAGCUUGGAGAAAAGCGAUACUGUGCGUGGCCCAUCCUCCUGAAGGAAGAGUGCUGAACGUAGGGGCCACGUUCAACCCGGCACAGAAUAAGGACGUGUCUGCCUGUUGUUGCGCCCCCACCCCACCCCCCAUUUUCAGUUUAAUUCUUUGACUCAACCCCAUCACCACACAUCAAGAUGGCUCAGGGGUUCUAGUCAGGGCUUCCAGAAACCAACC